Molecule: messenger RNA, 2049 nt
Organism: Paramormyrops kingsleyae
Lineage: Eukaryota; Metazoa; Chordata; Actinopteri; Osteoglossiformes; Mormyridae
Product: cytosolic 5'-nucleotidase 1A-like
Biological process (GO): nucleotide metabolic process; adenosine metabolic process
Cellular component (GO): cytosol; cytoplasm
Molecular function (GO): nucleotide binding; 5'-nucleotidase activity; magnesium ion binding
Source: RefSeq, a predicted model, not a curated record
AUGAGUGAAAUCAAACCAGCAGAGGUGAAAGAUGCAAGCGGAGAGGAGCGCGACUGGGCAGCCGCUAAGGUUUUUUUCGAUAACUUGAAAUCUAAGAGACCCAGACCGCCGAAAUCUUGUUAUGCGGUCACUAUCGCCGUGUCGUCGCGGACGUUGUUUGACAUGACCAUGGAGAGGAAGAUCUAUGAGGACCAGGGACUGGAAAAGUACGUGGAGUAUCAACAGCAACAUGAAGACGAACCCUUAAAGCCAGGAGCAGCCUUUCCAUUCGUUAAGGCUCUGAUGACAGUGAACGUCAAACUGCGUCAGCUGUACCCCGACAGUGAGGAGCUGUUCGACAUUGUCCUCAUGACUAAUAACCAUGCCCAGGUCGGGGUCCGCCUCAUCAACAGCAUCAACCAUUAUGAUUUAACUAUUGAAAGAUUCUGCAUGACUGGUGGGAAAAGCCCAACUGGAUAUCUGAAGGCAUAUAUGACUAACCUUUACCUGUCCAAAGACUCUGAAAAGGUCCAGGAAGCUAUAGAAGAGGGUAUCGCAGCCGCUACCAUGUUCACCCCUGACAUGGAGAUUCAGCUCAGUGACACUCAGUUGCGUGUGGCCUUUGAUGGUGAUGCCGUCCUCUUCUCUGACGAGUCGGAGAUCAUUGUGAAGCAGCAUGGUCUGGAUACCUUCUUUGAACAUGAGAAAGCAAAUGAAAACAAGCCCCUGGCACAGGGUCCCCUGAAAUGCUUCCUGGAAGCCCUGGGCAAACUUCAGCGCAAGUUUUAUGCUAAGAACGAGCGGCUUCACUGCCCGAUCCGGACCUACCUGGUGACGGCCCGCAGCGCAGCCAGCUCGGGGGCCCGAGUACUGAAGACCCUGAGGAGCUGGGGCCUGGAGAUCGACGAGGCCAUCUUUUUGGCUGGGGCCCCAAAGGGCCCCCUCCUUCAGAAGAUACGGCCGCACAUAUUUUUCGACGACCAGAUGUUCCACAUCGAGGGAGCCAAGGAGCUCGGGACAAUUGCAGCACAUGUGCCUUAUGGAAUAGGACAGAAGUACCACAAAGGGCAGCUCAUUGAGAAGACCGGCAAAACAAAAUGAUGCUGCUGGGCAUAUGCUGUUACUAGGCGGGAUGCUGGAAUUUUUGUUUCCAUUUUAUAAUCAGGGUUAAGGUUUUAUUAUACUUUAUCCACUCCUUUACAUUUAAACUAUAAUUUUAUACCUGUUGGGCACUUAAAAUAUAUAUAUAUGAGAUUACUAUUCUGAAAAUGGUAUUUUUCCAAAAAGAUGAAAAUGCAAACUGCUCUGUACAAACUCUGUAUAAUUUCUGUUGUAUUUUCAUUGCAAUAAAAAGAAAGCAUUUUGUUUUUAUUGCAAUGAAAAUUUGGCAUCAAUUUACCCAUACAAAAGUAUGCACCUUCUACAGAUUUCAUCUGUUCUCUUGCACGUGUAGAGGAGUCUUUUGAAUUGUAUAGGAAAGGUCAAUUUACAGUUCAAAUUUUGUUUCUUUCACAAUGAACAGCCAGUUUAAGGUUUUUCUAAGGGUCGUUUUUGUAUGUCUGAGAGUACCGUCAGUGUCAGAUGAGUUUAUAUAAAUCGCUAAAAAGCUUGUUAUAUAAUUAUACAGUAUAAUAUCACCUCCUGUUUACAUUUAGUUUCUUUUAGAAAGUAUUACACAUUAUGUGGCUGUACUCUUAUUUCGUUUUUCUACUUGAAAUGCUGUGCACUGUCAGAGAGAACUUUACACGUUGGAAUUAGCUAAAAUCAUUUUUACAUAUUUACUUACAUUUUGCGUCUGUAUAAUUUGUUUCUUAGGAUUUGAGCUAGCCUUUUCAUUAGGCUAAAUUUAAUGGCUCAUUCUGAAAUAUACUUCUUGCUGCAAACACGGAGACGUGAAACACAUAGAGAAUGUAAAGAUACUUUAUUAUUUUAGUUCUGCGUUUUAAGAUUUCAUAUUUCUGACUUGUGCCUUUAUUUCACUGUAUACUGUACGUAAAAUACCGUGCUGGGCGGGCUGGAACUUUUUCACGCACAAGGUUCACAAUAAAAAUUAGGUUUUAAAAAUGUCAA